AUGGACUCCCCCGUCGUGGCCCAGCUCUUCCGGCAGCUGUUCCGCCACCGGCCGCGGGGAUGCCAGGGCCUGCGGCCGCCGCCGCCGCCGUCGUCGUCGACGCUCGUCGCCCAUGCGUACUCGGCUCGACGCGCUGCCAUCGGCGGCGCUGCUGCUCCGGCCGGCGCUCACCAGCACCAUAGUCUGAGCAGACGGCCCCCCUCCUACCGCUCGUACGCGACGAGAGCCUCCCGCGACCGCGGCAUGAAGUCCAACGAGAGCCGCUGGCAGCAGCGCACCCACAUCAUGCCCGAGGACAGGAGAGAAGAGUUCGCGCAGUACCCGUACAUGUCCAUCCAGGACCUCAAGCGGCGGACCGAGCGCCCGCGCAAGGUCAAGAUGCUGCUGCGCGACUUCAUCGACGACUCGCUGUACAACCCCUCGUACGGCUACUUCUCCAAGCAGGCCGUCAUCUUCAGCCCCGGCGAGCCCUUCGACUUCAACGCCAUGCGCGACGAGAUCGAGUUCCACUCGGAGCUGGGCCGCCGCUACACCGAGUUCGAGGACGCGCUCGACGACGCGCAGGGCGGCGCCGAGAACCCGACGCGCCAGCUGUGGCACACGCCCACGGAGCUGUUCCGCCCCUUCUACGGCGAGGCCAUCGCCCGCUACCUCGUGUCCAACUACCGCCUCACCACCUACCCCUACGACGACCUGCUCAUCUACGAGAUGGGCGCCGGCCGCGGCACCCUCAUGCUCAACAUCCUCGACUACAUCCGCGAGGUCGACCCCCAGGUCUACGCCCGCACCCGCUACAACAUCAUCGAGAUCUCCCCCUCCCUCGCCGACCUGCAGAGCCGCCACCUGCUGUCCACGGCCGAGUCGCGCGGCCACCGCGAGCGCGUCGACAUCAUCAACAAGAGCAUCUUCGAGUGGGACCGCUACGAGCCCUCCCCCUGCUUCUUCCUCGCCAUGGAGGUCUUUGACAACUUUGCCCACGACGGCAUCCGCUACGACGUCGCCACCGAGGAGCCCCUCCAGGGCCACGUCCUCAUCGACGGCGACGGCGACUUUUACGAGUUUUACGUCCACGAGCUCGACCCCGUCGCCGCCCGCUUCUUCCGCGUCCGCCACGCCGCCACGGGGGGCCAGUACCCCAAGCCCUACCCCUCCAACCCCGUCCUGCGCUACCUCUCCACCAAGAUGCCCUUUGCCGCCAACCUCUCGGACCCCGAGUUCAUACCCACCCGCCUCAUGCAGUUCUUCGACGUCCUCGAGAAGUUCUUCCCCGCCCACCGCCUCCUGACGUCCGACUUUGACGCCCUGCCCCAGGCCGUCAGGGGGCUCAACGCCCCCGUCGUGCAGACGCGGUACCAGCGCCGCAUGGUGCCCGUCACGACGCCCCUGGUCCACCAGGGGUACUUUGACAUCCUCUUCCCCACCGACUUCCGCAUCACAGAGGCCAUCUACCGCGCCAUCACGGGCAAGCUCACGCGCGUCAUGUCCCACGGCGACUUCAUGCGCCGCUGGGCCUACGUCGAGGACACGGAGACGCGCAGCGGCGAGAACCCCCUGCUGACGCACUACCGCAACGCCAGCGUCCUCGUGACUGUAUGA
Purpureocillium lilacinum is the source of this 1596-nucleotide messenger RNA. RefSeq lists its product as uncharacterized. NCBI's taxonomy places the organism in Eukaryota, Fungi, Ascomycota, Sordariomycetes, Hypocreales, Ophiocordycipitaceae. Gene Ontology annotation, cellular component: mitochondrion. The record is from RefSeq and is a predicted model, not a curated record. Gene Ontology annotation, molecular function: protein-arginine omega-N symmetric methyltransferase activity.